AUGGCACAAAUCUCCCCACAAGUACAACCCGAGGAAAUCAUCCGUGCUGCUCGAGGUCCCACCGAAACGAUAGGCAAAGGGAUUCGAACAGUACUUCUUGGACCUCCUGGAUCUGGCAAAGGAACCCAAGCACCAUUAUUAUCGGAGAAGUAUGACUCUUGUCACUUGUCCACAGGUGAUCUUUUACGUGCUGAGAUGAGUUCCGGUUCUGCUCUUGGGAAAAAGAUCAAGGAGUAUGUUGAUGAGGGCAAGCUUGUAUCAGAUGAUAUGGUUUGCGAACUUGUCGACGUAAAUUUAAAUAAGCCUGCAUGCCACAACGGUUUCAUUUUGGAUGGUUUCCCACGAACUGUUGUACAGGCCGAGAAGUUGGACGAGCUGUUAGAAAAGCGAAAAGAACCAUUGGAUGUUGUUGUGGAAUUUCAAAUAGACGAUAACUUACUGGAACGACGUAUAACUGGACGGUUGUUCCAUCUUAAAAGUGGACGAAGUUACCACGUGGACUUCAACCCACCGAAGGAGCCGAUGAAAGAUGACGUGACAGGCGAGCCCCUCGUACGACGAAGUGAUGACAAUGUUGAGGCGCUUCGAAAGCGGAUGGCUGUCUAUCACAAUAUGGUUAGUGGAGAAUUUGAAUCUAUUUUGACUUUCUAA
This is a messenger RNA of Strongylus vulgaris, 651 nucleotides long. NCBI's taxonomy places the organism in Eukaryota, Metazoa, Nematoda, Chromadorea, Rhabditida, Strongylidae. The record is from the annotation of a GenBank genome assembly.